GUCUAUUUUUAAUUGUUAUCAUUCGUCAGUUAUUAAGUUAUUGUGGCGAAUAAUUCGAUAUAUUAUGAGCCUAACAUUAUUAUUACAUAUAAAAUAUAAACAACACAAUAUGUGGCUUCCUCUAACGUAGCCGAGUGAUCCGUAAACACUCCUCGAGCUCGGUGUGUUUGUUUCAGGAAAUCCGACAUGUGUAAGUGUAUAUUUGAAAUAACUACAAUUAGUACAGUUGGAUCUACAUGACAUUAUUCAGUCAGAUUUAGAUUUUUUUGUGCUGUUUUAAUGGAACAUCUGUUACCAAACAUCAGUUACUUGUUAUAGUUACCACAUUAAGUAUCAUCCUUUUUUUUUUUAAAGUCAGUUUAGGUAAACUAAAAUGUGUAGUGCGUGUAGGAUAUAUAUACACAUACUAGGUAGGGCAACGCAACUUCUCUUCCUUGUAUAAAAUACGGUCGGCACACAGCACGGUACACAGCACGGUGUGUGACGAUUGUGUUGUUUUGGGUUCGGACGCAGGGAAUGAGAACUCAGCACGCUGAGCAAUGAUAGCGGGGUGUACAAAAAAAGUUCCCUUCGAGAUUCAUUGUUAAUUAUAUUAUUCUCGAACCCGGUUAUGUCGAUGGCCUUUCGGUUAGCCAAAAAGCGUCGAGAUAACCGAUGAUCAAAAUAACGAAAGCCAAUACGGUGGCAAUAUAUUAACAUGUGCUUGAAAUUUCUUUAUGUACACGAUGUGCGAUUAUAAAUGGGAAUGUACAUGCACGUGUUUUUGGAGUGUUUUUUUUUUUUUAUAUAUACCACAGCGUUACCGUGAUUUGUCUGAUGAUGAGAUCGGCGUGCUAUAAAAAUGUACAUACAUGUUUGCUAACAACACAAGGCAUAUGUGGGGUGCCACUUUUCCGAAUUAACCCGGAAUUCCGAAAUCCUUGGGGCUAAAUAUUUUUUUCAGCUUAGGACUGGCAAGGUUUUAUUUUCUCUCGCUCCCAAUUAGUCAGUUCAAUUUAUUGAAAUGCAGAUUCUGGAUUUUUUUAAAAAAAGUCAACGGGUAAUAACGCGUGAAAGCCUUUUAGUGACAAGCGGGUUCGCUAUAAAUAGAACAGGUACUAUGACCUCACCUCUCUCUUUUUCGUGCAGGCCUCUCGCUCCUCACUUCUUGCUGUGUCAAGUUAAUUGCGUGGACAACAAUAUUGUCAUUUCAUUUCAAUUACUACAGUUUGAAGUCGGCACGUUUAUGUUGUAUAUAAUUUUUAAAAGCCGGCGAUUGGUCAUGGGGAUCGAGAUAAACAAGAUUUAGUUGUAAAUUUGGCCGCCUUUUGUGAUCGAGAUAUCAGGGUUCGGCGAAUCGACAUAACCGAGGAGAAAAUGCGAGGACAGAUAGAGAAUCGGGCGUUUUCCACUUCCAAAACGUCGACAUAACAGGUUUGGCGAGUGAACCGAGGUCGAGAUAAGUGGGUUCGACUGUAUAGACAGCUUGUCACUCUUUAUGGCUCAUGUCAUACACGUUUGUCAGGGUAGUCGUUGAAUAUUGAUUGUGCUUAGAAUUAAGUUACAUACAUCACAUUAUAUCUUUAGAGAUACUUCUAAAUAAAACAUGCCUCUUGAGAACUAAGUCAAAGCCAAUGUCUCGUCAUCUUGCUAAUUUACCACUAGAAAUGUUAUCUUUUCAGAAACCACCAAGUGCAAACGCACUAACACGCCCAGAAAAUGACGCAGGAAGAAACCCCUCUUCAACACAGACUUAUAGAGGAAGGGUUCUACGACUUCGUCAAGGCCUGUCGAGCUCACACCAACGUCCAGCUAAACUACAUCGACGACGAACGGUUCCUGACACGCUAUCUUGAAUUCCGUGGCGUCAUAUUCAAUCCUGACCUUGCUAUUUACAAGAUGGAGCACACGUUCAAAAAUCCUUCUUUGAUGAGCUCGCGAGAUGAGAUCGGAGAAGAUGCCGCUAGAUAUUAUCAAGUCUUCAUUAAAAGAUACGCUGUUGUUAUUGAAUCUGCAUUUAAGGUAAAUAUAUAUAUAUAUAUAUAUAUAUGUAUAUAAUUAUUUUCAUUAAUUUAAAUAGUAAUAUAAUUAAGACAAUAUUUAUAAUAAUUUUUUUUUAAUUUUAAUUUACCACAUUUCUUAAAUAACAGACAUUAACAUCUUUAAUAAUAUAUAUAAUUAAAGAUGUUACUGUCUGUUAUUUAAGGAAUGUGGUAAAUUAAAAUGUAAAAAAAAACAUUAUUUUAAAUAUUGUCUUAAUUUUAUUACUAUUUAAAUUAAUGAAAAUGAUUUUUUUUUUAUUUCGUCUGCAACCCUGUAAAUUUAAUAACAUGAUUACUCCACAAAAUAAUGGCAACAUUUUGUGUGUAUGUAAUUUUGAUUUUUUUUUUUUUUGGAUUUUUUUUAUUUUUUUUUGGUAGUAAGCCUAGACAAGUUCAAUGUACCUGAAUAAGUUUUAUUAAGAAUCAAAAAAGUCAUGCAUCUGGAAACUGCUGCACCUUUUCUCCUCCUUUUUUAUUGUCCAAGUAUACACCAUAGAUGCCUCGUUUUUUACAGAUACCUCCUUUUUUACAGAUGCCUCCUUUUUCACAGCAAUUCACAUAUAGAUCUACAGCGCAGCUCUUUGUGCGCAACUGUGUGUACGUGUUAGCGCAACCGUCUCGUGCACAUGCGUGUGUAGCAUGCAUGUAUGUGUGUGAUUGGUUGCGUUUCUGCGUGUGUGUGUGUGUGUGUUCGUGCUUCAGAAAAACUGGGCUGGCCGAGAUAACAUAUACAAGAGGUUUGGUAGUGUGCAGUGCUACAGUUUAGCCCCAUCACAAUUGACUUACAAAGCUGGCAGGGCAAUGAUUGACAGUCAUAGCGCUCUUGGCAACCACUGACAUAAAUAGCGUUUACGGCAACAGUUGACUACCAUAGGGUACUGGGAAACAAAUGACUUUCAUAGCUUACAGAGCAAUGAUUGAUUUUCAUAGCAUCCUUGGCAAUAAUUGCCUUCUUUACAGUACUGGAAAACAGUUGACUUUCACAGCGUACUGGGCAACAAAACUUUCAACAAUUAAAUUUCAUAUCGUACUGAGAAACAAGACUUUUAUAUCGAACUGGACAACAAUUAUUGACCUUUGAUUUUGUUCUGGACAACAAGAAUUACACAGUGUAAUGGAAAAAAAUAGAACUUGCGUAGACCUAUGGGUCUUUGUUUGUGUCAGUAGGCAUUUAGUUUAGAUGAGAUUUGAUUGAUUUUUUUGUAUAAGGGAUUUUAAAAUAAUUAUGUUCAAUUACAUAAACAGAAUGCAAAUUGUGAGCUUCGAAGCCAAGAACACAUGCAUCUAUCGUGGAAGGAGGUAGAAGCUGUUGUGCAGUGUCUCGCAGAUCAGCUGAAGUCAGGAAGAAAGUACAUCAACGAGGCAGCAUUUGGUUUCCAGUACAGCCUGUUUGUUCUACAGUUUUACUUCGCCGAUGAGAUGAAUGAAAAAAUCGGAGAUCUGUUGGCAGAAAUUAAAUUCAAUGGUAAGAAAAAGUUUAUGGAACUUACAGUUUUGAAAACAGGCCAGCAAUCUCAUGAAGUAGAUAGAAAAUAAUGUUAAAAAGCUAAGACAGUGUGAAUGUAUUGAAUUAUCUUCCAAACGGAGCAUUUCACGAGUUUCAGCGAUUGUAUUGACAUAAUUAAUACUUAUUGCCUGUUUUUGUUUUUUUUUUUUUUUUUUUUUUUUUUUUUUUUUUUGGGGGUGGGGGGGUUAAAUAUUUUUAUUUAAACGAUGUGUAUUUGAAAAUUGUUUAUAAUCUUAAAGAAACACACACGCAUGCACACGCACGUGUGGACAUUGCCGCACGCACGGACUCACAUACACAUAUACAGGCACACAUACGGACACACACACGCAAGUACUUGUGUUUUUCAAUUGCUAUCUGCUGUUUUGCGAAGGGCCAUUCAUAAACUUCCAAAUGUGAUUCCUAAAACUUGAAGAAUAAAUAUUAUGAAUAUGUUACAUUGAAUGAGAUAAGGGCUCAUAAUUUUUCAGUUUUUAGGUUUCCAUUUUACUUUGAUAGACUUAAAAAAAAUAUUUAAAAAUCGAUCUGAAUUUUUGAAUUGGUUCAUGUUCAAUAUUUUUAACAAAAGAUUUAAGGUUUAGCUUUUGAAACAACGGUAUUAAAUAAAUUCAUAUAUUUUUACUCCCAGAGUCAUGUUAUUAUCAGAGCAAUCAGUUUUUUCAAGACAUUGUCUCAGUACUAUUUUAUAUUUAGUUGCUUAUUUUUAAGCAUUGAGCCUUGUUGUCGUAAGUGAUGUUCUCUAAUAAAUUUAGUGCAUUCAGUCAAGUUGUCGUAAGUGAUGUUCUCUAACAUGUUUAUUGCAUUCAGCCUUGUUGUAGUAAAUAUUGUUCUCUAGCAUUCUAGUGCAUUCAACCUUUUUUGCCGUAAGUGAUGUGUUCUAAUAUCUUUAUGCAUUCGGUCUUAGUGUCAUAAAUGAUUUUCUCAAACAUAGUUAGUUUUUAUUUGCGUAUUUUUUUUGCCCAGGUAGCAUGCAUAGUUUGCGUUAAAUCCGAUACUUUAUAUCUCAAUAUAAUCCAUUCAAUUUGCUAUAUAUUUUUUCAAUAUAUAAUGACUUAAUCUAAUAUUUUAUAUCUUAUUAUAAUGCGCUACAUCUGAUAUGCUGCAUCUAAAUCUAAUUUAUUACAUCUGAUGUUUUAUAUCUUAAUUUAAUGCGUUAAAUAUAACAUUGUAUAUCUAGAUAUAAUUCUUUUAAGUAUGAUACCUUAUGUCUAGAUGUAUUCAACAUCGUAGCUGAACUUGGAAAGGUGAAACUUCAAGAUGCACUGGAGUGCAAUAAUGUGUACGCACUGACAAGAAUUACACUUAAAACAACCAUAUCAUAUAGUGAUUACAGUGAAACAUUUGCCUUGGUCAGUAACACAUAGUUUUUAUUAUCUUUAUUUAAUAAUUUAUUACUGUUGACUGUUUUUUUAUCAAUUCCUCAUUCAUCUUCAGUCAUCUUUCCAUAAUAUAUAAAUCCAUCACCGAUCUUUCCAUCCAUGUUUCAUUCUAAGUAUCUCCAAUUAUCCGUCCAAUGCUAUUUAUAAUCUCACGUAUUUAUAUAUAAAAUAUAUGCAAAAAUGCUAUUGUAAUAUUCAAAAGGAUAUAUUUUUACAUUGUUGCUUAUCUUGCAGUAUUUGGCCAAUGUUGGACUACUUGCCACUCUAACAGCACAUAUAACUGAGAUAAGUUAUCGUGAUUAUUUAAAAGAACAGGUAAAUUCAAAGUAUGUCUAUUUUAUAAGAUUUAAAUUUCAAAUGAUAUGCUUUGUUGUUCUUGCAAUAAUUGUGUUAUUUAUUUUUUUCCCCACUGAAUGGAUAAUGUCUUCAUUUCCUCAUACUUCUUUUCUUUAAACACUCUUUUACUUAUCCCUUUCUCUCUCUCUCUCUCUCUCUCUCUAUCUAUCUAUCUAUCUCUCUCUAUCUAUCUAUCUCUCUCUCUCUAUUACUCUCUCUCUCUUUUCCUAUAUUUAACAAUCUUUUUAUUUAUUUCUCUGUAUUUUCUCUCUUUGUUGUUAUCAUUCUCUCUCUCUCUUUCUCUCUCUCUCUCUCUCUCUCUCUCUCUCUCUCUAUCUUUUGUCUCUUUCCCCUAUUCUCUAUUUCUCUAUCUCACUCUAUUUCUCUAUUUCACUAUAUUACUCUCUCUUUCUCUCUAUCGCUUUCUAUCUCUUCUUCUCUGUCUUUCUCUCUCUCUCUCUCUCUCUCUCUCUCUCUCUCUCUCUCUCUCUCUCUCUCUCUCUCUCUUUCUCUAUAUAUAUCUCUCUCACACACACACUGAUUUUGAAGGUUUUCUUUAUAUAUCUUUCUCUGCUCUUUUUAUGUGUUUUUUUCUUUUCUAUCUUUUGUCUCUUUCCCCUAUUCUCUAUUUCUCUAUCUCACUCUAUUUCUCUAUUUCACUAUAUUACUCUCUCUUUCUCUCUAUCGCUUUCUAUCUCUUCUUCUCUCUCUCUCUCUCUCUCUCUCUCUCUCUCUCUCUCUCUCUCUCUCUCUCUCUAUCUCUCUCUCUCUUUAUCUAUAUAUAUCUCUCUCACACACACACUGAAUUUGAAGGUCUUCGUUAUAUAUCAUUCUCUGCUCUUGUUAUGUGAGUUUUUCUUUCCUAAAAGCGACUAGGCAUAUAUGAGAUACUAGACCUAUGUAGCCAAAUGUAAAUUAUUUCAUUUUACGCACAUCUGAGGUAUAUUACAUGCUCCUUUUCAUUUUAAUUAUCCCAGGCAGCUUCUAUGUUCAUGGAUAACGUCUUUGAACUGGUUUACAACAUGGCCUACCACUCAGACUCUAAGACAAAGCAGAAAUUUGACGCAACUAAAGAGGUUUGGAAAUAGAAAUGUUUCUUCUUAUAUAAAUAUAUAUAUAUAUAUAAAUGUUAAUUCCAGUUAAUAAUUUCAUAUGGGUCUAACUAUAAAUUUUUUAAAUAUAUUUUCCUCUGUUAGAAUAUGUCUUUUCUUGUAUUCUGAGGACCUUUAAAACGAUUUAUAAACUAAAAAAUGGUAAAAACUCUGAAGGGAAAUUAUUUCUUUAUGGAAAACUUUUACGUCAGAUGCUAUUAAAUCUGUCUAUACAAAAUUCACAAAGAGAAAAAGUUUAAAAUUUAAAAAUUAAAAAGAAUAUAAAAUAUAUUUGGAAAGAAAAAGGAAAGUGGUAAUUUAAUUAAUGCAUUUAAAUGGUGGCUGUCUGCUUCAGGCUUUAUUGAACUUCCCUCAAGUCGGUAACGAUUAUAGAGGAGUGUUAAUAAUGAUGUCGCUUGUCUACACAAUGGAUGAGCAUGAACUUGGCUCAUUGUCGGAUGAACCAAGUAAGGCGUAUAUAACAGUGCUAAAUUGGACUUAAAUGCCUUUUUAAGUGAUUAAAUUUACAACUGUAUUGAUUUUGUUUAUGUUUGGGGGGGGGGGGGGCAAGGGGGUUGUGAUGUUUUAUUCUGUGUUUUUUUUGUUUUUUUUCAUAUUUAGCACGUACUUGAUCUAUUCAAAAUUCUAUUUAUGUUUAAUACAACUGUAUUGAUUUUGUUUAUGUUUGGGGGGGGGGGGGGCAAGAGGGUUGUGAUGUUUUAUUCUGUGUUUUUUUUGUUUUUUUUCAUAUUUAGCACGUACUUGAUCUAUUCAAAAUUCUAUUUAUGUUUAAUUAUAAGGUCAACUCGUUGUAUACAUUUAUUUAAAUAAUUUAUAAUUUUAUCUCUCAGAAGUUGUUGACACGAUUAUCACAUAUAUGCAAGAAGCCAUGGUAAAAAAGGAAAGAAGAAGUAACACCAUGAGUCUGUGCGAAUUGGCAGAUGGGUUGACAACGCUGACAAUAAAAAUGUCUAAUAGAUCCAAGGUACAUAUUUUCAACAAAAACCAAAAAAAUGAAAUUAAUAUAUAAUAUAUUUGGGGAAAUAUUGUAUCGAAAAAUUCAUGUCUUUACUUAAAUUGUACACUUCUGUGAUGAGAGCAACAUUUAGUUUAUUCCGGCAGUUCUAUUGGAUGCAAAAAAAUCAUUUUCAAACAUUAUUUCACGUGCGACCAGAUUGUAAACAAAGGAGGCGCGCUGUCAGCAUUGGUGAACAUGGUACGUCACAAAAAUCCAAAAGAAAACGCAAGUGCCCUCCGAUGCAUCAACUCCUUGGCACAGUACAGUGACGUCAGACUGGCGUUGUUGGAAUUCCCAGACCUUGUAGACGCGAUGGUUGAUUUACAAAUGGCUACAAGUGUGAAAUUGCGGGCACAAAUUGAUGACACUCUAAAGACUAUUAGGUCGUGCACUUCAGGUAAUCUACGUAAGGUAAAAUUUAUAAUUGUUUCAUUUAGCAAACAAACCAGUCAUUAACACAAAAAUUAAUUAAAAUAUAAAAUUUUUCGAAGUUAAAUAAAGACCCACACUUAUAACAUCGAUCAGUCUUUUAUUAUAUAAAGCAAAUUUUAUAAUUUAUUAUUGUUUAAACCUUUUUGAAAGUAGUUUGAAUAUUAUUAUUUACCAUUUACUUUUUUUUAGAGGAUUCUGUUGAUAGCCUUUUGUCGGGUGCUGUUGCCGAACUCAAUCUGAUUCAAGAGACUUCGACGUGUAACAAUCCAGUAAGAAGCAAGUAUGUACGAUAUCUGCUGUGCGGUAUUUUCACUUAAAACUCCAAUAUUGUAAAUGUAAUGUACAUGUUUUUGGCAUAAUUUUUGAAGCAGAUACGCAUUUAAUGAAACAGAAUAAUUAUAAACAAAAAUCUGUAUUGCAACUUAAUUGCAAUAUUGCUUUCAACAUGCUCUUAAUAAAUCUAAAUUUCUGUUUUUAGAUGUAAACCUAAACAAAGUUACUGGAAAUAUUUAAGUUUUCAUGUUUGGUAACGUAUAAAUUUUUACGUGUUACGUCAUUCAAUCAAAAGUGACAACACGAAUAUUUAGUUCACGUCUUUUUAAUUUUUUUUUUUUUGACGAAGCCACCAGCUCAUGUUUAAAAAUACAUUUGAACAAAACUGUAUAACUUAUUUGUUGUUUUUUUUUUUUUGUUUUUUUUUAUUUUUUUGUGUUUGUUUUUUUUUAAUUAAGUAUUAAAAUUCAAUGCGCAAUCAUUGAAAUAAAAAAAAAUAAUGAAAAUUUUGAUAUCAUUAAUUGAAUUACAGGCUCAUCUCAUACACUGAUGUUGAUGGUCACUUUAAACGAAAUUCAACUUUUCAGGCCAAAUACAGAUUUUUUUACUAGCGAUACCUCAAUGAAUAUCACUAAGACUAUUUACUAGUUGAACGGUAGAACACAACAAAAUCAAAAAAGUUUUAUGGAGUCUAAGAUCUGUUUUACAAAAUUAACACAAAAGUGAUAUUUAUAAACAAACAAUAUGUUUGUUGUUUUACUUUUACACAACUGCGGGGAGUGUAGCUAAGGGGGGGCAAGGGACAGCUGUCCCCGGGCGCCAGACUAGAUGAGGGCGCCAAAAUGUGCUUUGAUAUUGUUUUAUUGGUGAACAUAAUUGGUUUGAGAGUUGAAAAAAAAAGAAAUGGUGUUUCUUUUUAAAAUAAAUCUUGUGCCCCCGGGGCGCCAGAUACUCUAGCUACGCCUCUGCACAACUGUCAGCGAUAUGAAACUGGGAGCAGUUCAAAUUUGUUCAAUCAGCUUUUGACUAAUCCAUGACUUGUUUCUCUCUAUCAGGUUGGAAAGCCCACUGCCAUCAACAGCCACACCAACGAGUGCAUCAAAUGGUAGGCUUUAAUACUAUUUUAAGACACGUCUUUAUUUUAUAAAGUCAAGUCCUAUCCCACUUUCUUUUCAACGCACGGGGGAAAAAAAGUUAAAUAAUGAUUAAGACAAAUAGGAGUAAUCCUUAAUUAUUGUUACAAUUCAAAUUGUUUCAUACUUGAUUAUUAUAGACAAAUACACUUGUAAUAAGAAUUUCGAUAUUGCGAUAGAAACUGACGUUUUAAUGCUAGUUGUUUGUAAUAUUUUUUCAAACAACAAUAAAUUUACACACAUUGUUGCAUAUUCGGUGUGAACUUUGAGCUUAUUUUAAGUUUUAAACCGUCGAUUAUAAGACAAUUCACUUUCAUUGGAUUAAUGAAAAAAACGUUUCGGAAAUCCACAUUCAAUGACUUAAUAACAGAUCAUAUUGUCAAUAAAGCGGUUAAUUGUUUUAAUUUUUUGCCGGCUUGCACUUUGAAGACAAAUUUAAAGAACUAAUUCUCUUAGUGUGUGUUUUUUUUUUAUUUCCUCAUCCGCAGAUCAAACUAAAUGUGGGGGAAGAUCUGAAAGACUAAGACACGAAGAUGAAGAAACGCUACUUAAAAACUGGACAUAUCUUGUAGAGAACCUUGUGCCCCGUUAUGUAAUCACAGGCCUGAUGAAGAGAGGGGUUUUCAACGCUGACGAUCAGAAAGACAUACUGAGCCAUGAGGAUGUCAAGAAACAAAGUGAACUAUUCUUGCAAAAAUUGUUAAACUCGGGUCCCGGUCCGGCGUUUCAACACUUUCUUGAGGUCUUAGAGACGGACUUUGACUUUAUAGUUAAGACGCUCAGCGAUACGAUGGGGAAAUGACGUUUGAUUUGACAUGGCUCAAAAUGGCGCACUGACUUUCAAUAGCUUUGCAUCUAAACUUGUAACUACCAGUACCCCAUCCAAGGAUUUGUAAAUUGCCGCUGCAUAUUUACGUGUUUCAAUCCACACCUACCUGGCAAGAUUUACAACCAUUUUGCAACUGUGUAUUUUGACAAACCGACCAGUCCCGUCUACUUCAGCAAGAAAAUGUUUUAACACGUAUUGAGUCCAGUGGAGAUACUAUUGAUCAACUCAGCCCUUAUACUUCACAAUAUUAGUAUGAAACGACAGCGGGUGCAUUUACAACCCGUUUAGUUUUGUUUACAAGGCUAAAAACGCUAUAUUAAACAAAUGAAUAGAUUAAUAAAGUAGUGUCAAUCACAUACUAUGAUAGUAUUUAAGUUAUCCCCCUGUUUUGUUUCAAACUUUUAACUCUUUAUUUUCCCAGCUACCCUUGUCUACGUCUCAGCUCCCAUGGUCCCCCGCCUCAACUCUCAUGCUCUUCGUCUUCAACUCCCACUGUCUUUGUGCCAACUCUUCAAAGUGGUUUAGAAGCCUCAACCGACAUCGUACGUGCAUGCGCCCAGGAGAUGGCCAAGAGACACGUGGCAUUAAUUGUAUCAAUUGAUCAAGGCAUGUCGUCAGCCCUCGCUUUAUGACAAGUGAAGUUAAGCAACUGCUAAUAUAUGAAUGGCAAAAAACUACGACCGAUGCCAAGAUUGUAGAUUGUUUUUCUGAUGUUGAGGCUAAAAUCUGCAAAUCUACGUUGAAAAAAAAAUGGAUUAAAUAUAAUCAUUUUGAAAUAACCUGACAGAUUAUAUAUAGACUCUAUAUUCAUUUCAUCCAGCUGCCUGCAAAGAAUUUGGCCUGACACUUAGCCUAAAGAAAACUAACAUUAUAGCACAGGGUGAUGACUCCCUCCCCACUAUCGCCAUCGACGACUACGACUUGGAUACUGUUGACAGAUUCACAUAUCUGGGAUCCAACAUAUCGAGCACCCUCUCAAUGGAGAAUGAGAUAAGUGGAAGGAUAGGGAAGGCUGCAACUGUUAUGGCCAGACUGAAGAAAAGAGUCUGGUCAAACGCCAAACUCAUCACAAGAACUAAGCUGCAGUUGUACCAGGCCUGCGUACUGAGCACACCCCUGUAUGGAUGCGUGUCGUGGACCACAAAAUUUCAAUAGUAUAUAAUUUAAUAUUAUCACACUCGUGUAAAUUCUUUCCUAUCAGCUUUAUUAAAGCUUAAAAAUAGCAGGCACAAUUUUUAUGACGAAGAAAUUUGAUGUUAGCUGAUCCACUUUAGUAAAUAAUAAUUCCAUUACUGCAUUUAGCAUAUUAUUUAGCUUUUCCUUUUUGCAUGAAACUUGUGAGUCUUUGCACUACAGACAGACAAGCUGUCAGACAAGCUGUCACCAUGAAAUUCACUGCGCAUAAAAGAAAUACAAUGUAAAAAAUAAGAGGAUAUAGAUCCUUAUAUAUAAAUUUAUGUUGUAUUUAAGACAAAGUAAUGUCAGCGGAAGCGCGAGUGGAAGCCCUUGUGGAUAAAGAGAAAUGCUAAAGAUCAAAUAACACCAUCAUUCAGGAUUCUGCUUUGAGACUCACAGCCGAGACAGGAUUGGUCUCAUAAGUCACUCAAUGGUUGGUCUCAUAAGCCACUGAGUCAUUGAUUUCAUAAGCAAUUUAAGGAUUGGUCUCAUAAGCCACUUAAUGAUUGGUCUCAUAAGCCACUCAAUGCUUGGUCUCAUAAGCCAUUCAAGGAUUGGUCUCAUGAGUUACUCAAGGAUUGGUCUCAUAAGCCACUUAAUGAUUGGUCUCAUAAGCCACUCAAUGCUUGGUCUCAUAAGCCAUUCAAGGAUUGGUCUCAUGAGUUACUCAAGGAUUGGUCUCAUAAGCCACUUAAUGAUUGGUCUCAUAAGCCACUCAAUGCUUGGUCUCAUAAGCCAUUCAAGGAUUGGUCUCAUGAGUUACUCAAGGAUUGGUCUCAUAAGCCACUCAAAAGAAGCACUAACUGAAACAAAAGCGUUGCUAUCUUCUCAGUAAGAAGAAAUGAUGACACAUUGUAUUAAUACGCGCAAAAUAUUAAAUUGUUUUCAGCCUACUUAGCUUCUAUGACUUUCAACAACAACAAAAUUCAUUAGCUUCCAGUUUCGCUUGUUGUAAAUUUUGAUUAUUUUAUUUUUAAACAAUUUUAUAUCUGUAGAUUAACGUAUCCUCAUGAAAUACAGGAUUGCAAAUUCUAUGCUAAUAUACGGAAUUUAAAGUUUAAAUGCUAAAAUGAAGGAUUUAAUUUUUUUAAGUGACCUAUACGAAUGUAAACUGAAUUUUACGAACUGCUGUACACUAUCGUCAACCGACUUAUUAAAUAAGAAGACACCCGAUGGUACGUCAGGAGGUAGACAGGAAAUGUAGUCGUCCGAAAUCAGCUAGAACAAGAAAGAACUUUAAAUGGGGGAAAGGGCUCACGUGGUAUCAGAAGAAGCUUUACAGACACCACAAGCGUCCAUGGGAAAUACAAAGAUAACAUGUACUGUCAGAUAUAUUCAAUAAACAAUUUGAGGAGAAUAAAAUAACGUUAUAACUGAAAAUAACUUCAAUAUAACUUUGGAACUCAACUAGAAAUUUAGGUCGCAUUUCUAUUUAAAUCCAAGACGAUUUAUGCCGCAGACUUGGGCUCAAACCCCAGAAAGAGUUACUUUCAGACACCAGUCUUAAGUCGGAACUAUGUUGCAACGUUGACGCGAAACAUGACAGUUAUGAUUACCAUAAGCAUAAUAUGAAUAUCAAAGACAAAAACUAUUAUAUUGACUAUAUUUUAUUAUUUCCUAUGUAUGUAUUUCUAUCCAGGUUACAUUUAGUGCUGAUAAUGUGACAUGUCGAUGGUGUUAAGAGAAAAAUUAUUAAAAUAAAACCAAUAUACAUUUUAAAUGUG
This is a messenger RNA of Lymnaea stagnalis (great pond snail), 12919 nucleotides long. The record is from the annotation of a GenBank genome assembly. Lineage: Eukaryota; Metazoa; Mollusca; Gastropoda; Lymnaeidae.